AUGAUCGCUAUCAAUUCCCGUUUGCGAACGAUACUCCCCCUCGCUGCUCUCUUCGCCCUAAUCCUCGUUCUUGUUCGAUUCCAUGAAAGCAUUAUAAAUCUCGAUUCACUGUAUAACCUCGCGAAGCACACGAAGACACCGCUGCCAUCUUCGAGUGGCAAGGACAACAAGCAGUCGCUCUCCUCCGAGACCCCAGUAUACAAGCCGGCACCGACCUACACCUCGCCCCCGGUAAUCGAUCCCUUCCCCCUCCUCGCCAACACCGACUCGCCGCCCCCCUCGGUCCCUGCGCAUAACGUCCCCCGCGACGACAUACACAAAGACUACGGUCUCGAUGCGCAACCGCCGCUCUUCAUCGGCUUCACCCGCCAGUGGCCCAUCCUUCUCCAAUGCGUUGUUAGCUACAUCACAGCAGGCUGGCCGCCCUCCAGCAUCCAUGUCCUCGAGAACACGGGCGUCCAGUUCGCCAACGCCCAGGGCAAGCUCUCCCUUCAGAACCAGUUCUACCUGAACCAUACGACGCUCAAACGGCUAGGAGUCAACGUCAUCCAAGCGCCCGCCCUGCUCUCCUUCUCGCAGAUGCAGAACAUGUUCCUGCACGAGGCGCACAAGAACAACUGGCCCUACUACUUUUACUCUCACCAGGACGUUCUCGUCUUCUCCUUUGAGGACGGCAAGGACGACACUCACCGCCCCGGCGACCGAACAUGGGAAUUCUACGAUGAGGAGGAGCAAAAUGAGAUCAUGAACCCGCCCGCGGCAGGACAGCAGGGUUACCGCACCAUAUACGAGAACUGCCUGCGCGAUCUUGAUACCACGCUGAGACGUAAAGAGAAAUGGGGGUUCCGGUGGUACCAAUAUGACCACUUGACCCUGGUGAACCGUGCCGCGAUGGACGCCAUUGGCGGUUGGGACUCGCUGAUCCCGUACUACGCGACCGACUGCGACAUGAACGCGCGCCUGGCCAUGGACGGCUGGACGAUGAAACACCGUCGGGCGGGUAUCAUCAAUGAUAUCUCGACGCACCUCCAGGAUCUUUCUGUCUUGUACCGGAUUCCGGGGACGGUCCCGAAAAUGGUCGACCCAAAUCCCCCACCCCCGCCUCCGCCCCCGCCGCCGGCCGAGAAGAAGCCCGAGAACGAGAAGAUACAGGGCGACAAGCGAGACGACGAGACCGCGGCGAAUGCUACCCUCGUAGACGACAAGGCAGAGUCAUUCCGCGCCGUGGUCCAGACGGGCCUGGAAAUGACAAACUUCAAGUACAGAGACAGCGACCACAACCGCAACUCGUGGCAGAAAAGCCAGCACGGCGGCGAGGGCGAACCGUAUUACUACGACGCCGCUGGGUUCGCAGAGGCUUUUGAGGUGCUCGUCGCUGCCGGGCGCCGGGUCUUUGAGCUGAAGUGGGGGCGCGGCGGGUGCGAUAUCGCCGAGGGGUUCGGGUUGAAGAUUACGGACCAGUGGCGCGUAUUGCCUCCGGAGAAGAAGGAUGGAUGA
Molecule: messenger RNA, 1497 nt
Organism: Colletotrichum lupini
Lineage: Eukaryota; Fungi; Ascomycota; Sordariomycetes; Glomerellales; Glomerellaceae
Exons: 1
Coding region: 1-1497 (498 amino acids)
Source: RefSeq, a predicted model, not a curated record